UCCCACAGAGUUGCUGCUUUGAGGCGGUAAUGUGAGGGGCGUGCAGACCAUCACGCCGCGCAUUCUUUUAUUUUUUUCUUUCUUUUUUUUUUUAGCCGAGCGCUUAUUUUCCGGUCCUCCGCUCGGGUCUGGGUAAACACCACCACCCCGAUUGGCUGUUUGUUUUAAGAGUGGAACGAUCCAUCGCACAGCGCCGGGCUCGAUUGACACUGUCUGCUGAUCUGCUGCUGCGGAUUGCUCAGAAUAACAAGGCUGCUCGCUAAUUCCUGUCUAUCGUGGCUUUCGCCGGAACGCCGAGAGUAGGGUCCCAAAAAAUCCUGCUGGGCAGGCUAGAACGCCGCUCCGCCGCUGUCCGCACCCCACCAUGGCUUCUGGAGACCUUUACGAGGUGGAGCGGAUCGUGGACAAGAGGCGGAACAAGAAGGGAAAGUGGGAGUACCUGAUUAGAUGGAAAGGAUACGGUAGUAAAGAGGACACCUGGGAACCCGAGCAUCACCUGCUACACUGUGAGGAAUUCAUUGACCAGUUUAACAGUUUAAGACUGCACUCACGCAAACGAACCAAGCUCCCGAAUAGCCGCAGCCACCCCCACACCAUCGGCCAUGCCUCUGCAUUCGAACACUCCAGAGCUCGAUCUGAGGCUCCUAAAAAAAAAAGAACUUGUGAACAACCUGUGGGGGUGAAAGUCGGCUCUGGUUUGGGAAUUGGAGGUGGAGGAUUGGGACCUACUCAGAAGCAGAGGAGGGCAGGUGUUGAUGCAGGAAAACAUUCUUUUGGAGACAAAAUAAGUAAAGCCAUGACACACAGGGAUCCUCGCUUUUUCCACCGGUUGAAAGAUCCCGACGGCAGACUGCAAAGCGGAGAGAUGGAAGCACCCAUGUACAGGACAGCAGCAAGGUCACAAAGACUACCUUUAGAAGGAGUGGACGGAGAAGUGGGGCACAAAGACACCGCUGGAACACAUUUUCCUACUGAACUAGCCAAUGGAAAGCUUCACGUCCAGGGCUCAGUAAAGCGGAAGCUGGCGGAGGAGAAGGGCUACGUGUUUGACAAGCGGCUCAGGUACAACGUGCGACAGAACGAGAGCAACUGUCGCUUCAGAGACAUUGUUGUCAGGAAAGAAGAAGGGUUCACACACAUCCUGCUUUCAAGCCAAACAACAGACAACAAUGCUCUCACACCAGAGAUCAUGAAGGAAGUGUGUCGGGCUUUGGGCAACGCAGCUGCUGAUGAUAGUAAGUUGUUGCUGCUCAGCUCUGUGGGGACUGUUUUCUGCAGCGGUCUGGAGCCGUCAUACCUGAUUGGACGUUUAUCCACAGACCGAAGAAAAGAGAGUAGCCGAAUAUCUGAUGCUGUUCGGGACUUUGUCUUGGCAUUCAUCCACUUUAAGAAACCCAUUGUGGUGGCAGUGAAUGGACCUGCGAUGGGCCUUGGGGCGUCCAUCUUGCCGCUGUGUGAUGUGGUUUGGGCAAGUGAAAGAGCCUGGUUCCAAACUCCAUGUGCAGCCCUCCACCUAACACCUUCUGGAUGCUCCUCCUACACCUUUCCCCAAAUCCUGGGUGUGGCUUUGGCUAAUGAGAUGCUAUUCUGCGGCAGAAAACUCACAGCACAAGAAGCGUGCAGUCGAGGUCUGGUCUCACAGGUCUUCUGGCCAACUACGUUCAACCAAGAGGUGAUGCUGCGUGUAAAAGAAAUGGCAUUGUGUAACGCAAUGGUGUUAGAAGAGUCCAAAUGCUUGGUGAGGAGCUUCGUCAUGUCGGUCCUAGAAGAAGUAAAUGAGAAGGAGUGUCAGAUUCUGAAGCAGCUGUGGUGUUCAACCAAAGGCCUGGAGGCACUCUUCAGUUACCUUCACAGUAAAACCUACGAAAAGUAAAGUCCACGUCCAGAAGGUUAAACCUGGCCAAUGUGAGAGAGCAUCUGCAGAGGACGCCCUAAAGGCCUGUGUCCAUCCAUGCUCCUGGAGAGUUUUCACAUAUUGCACUGUCUUUCAUCUCUACGAAGAAAAUUAAAUACUGUUCUUGUGAUUUAGGUUUUUAGCAGAAUUUCUUUUGACAUCUGGAUCCAGUUUCUCUUCUGAGUCAAACAGCAAAGAGCCAAAUGCACACUAUUAACAAGCAGACAGCAACAUCAUGGGGGUAUAGAAAAUCAGUGUCGUGCUUGAUUACAAGGGAGUUUGAGUGAAUAUAUCAUAUUUUUCAAAUUGCAAACCAUACUUUUUUAGUGUGGAAAUGUAUUUUUCAUGGUUUUUUUUUAAUACACAGCUGUAUUUAAGCCCCGUCUUGAGCAAAACAGUGUACGCUUGAAAGAAUAAACUUGUAAAAGAUUAACUUUACCCUAUAUGUCUUUUUGUAUUUAGACACAUAGUGUCUAAAGGUUUUAAGACUUUAAAGAAUCUGUUUAAGCAUCUAUUUAGAAAAAACAAAUUACAAACAGUAAAUGGGAUCACACUCCAAGAAGCAGUAAAAUUUACUAAUGGAGUGAUGCAAGGGUGUUAUGGUUACACCUGCCGGCAUUUCAAAGGAAGAAAUCAAAGUUAGUUCACCAGUUUUAUCCUCAAAUCUUCUUUUUUAGACUCAUCUACUUUCCCUUUAUGGUUUUGUUUGGGGCAUUCCUUAACAUUAUUUAAAAUGUACUGUUCUAAUAUCGCAAGUUUAUUCUGAUCAUAUUUUUUGGUUUUUCUCAACGUUGUCUUAAAUAUAAUAUUGUAAUUAUUUCAGAUUCAAACCAAAGUUUGGCUUUAAGAUGCCAUUGCGUUAUACCCCAAUCUGCUCAGUCAUAUGUAAAACAUGUAUGUAAAACAGUAGGAAACUUGAUUAAUUCCCACAGAAACUAACAGGCUACUGUUAGAGAUCUAAAACUUUCAGUUUUUUCAAUAGAAAUUAAAAAAAAAAAAGUUUCACGUCUUUAUUUCCCAAAAUCUUCAUUAUCAUCGCCAACAAAAAUGUAGUCAGAUGAAAGCUGUUGGUUAAUAAACCAGCUGCAUUGCAUUGUUUUUUUUAAUAAGUAAUCAAAAUGCAUCAAAAAUAUUAAUAAAGAUCAGAAAAGAGGUGCAGAACACUAGAAGUCUUAUGUGACUGCUGACUGUGAUUUAAGCAAAAGAAGGAUCAGUGAAGUUUAACUCGUCUCCAAGCAGCAACCUCACACAUUAAACUGUGAUUGUUCAUCCGUAGAACUGAUGUAAUGUAAUUGUCAUAUGAUAAAAAUUGGAUAAUCGUGUUGCUAUUGUUUGACUACUGUUUUUGUUUCUGCACAUAUUUGAGGACACAGAAGAAAUCAAACGUCGGUGAACAGCAUUGUGGAAUUUGUUUGUCCGUGGAGAGUUCGUAUUUACCUGCAUGUAAAGAAAGUUUGAACAAGAUUUUAUAUUUUUCAUAGUAUACCAUAUGUAGGGAUCUAUUUUGUUUUACCAAAGUGUAAAUGUUUGCCGGUGUAUGUAAAUGUUUUUGUAAAACUUGUCCAAUUUUCAGAGAAGACCUAAAAAACUGACUGCUCUCUGCAAUGUUUGUACAGCAUGUAAUAUACUUCAUGAAUGUAUUUCCUGUCAGAAUGCCUUGAAUUUUAGGGUAUAAUUUGUACAUGCAUUGUCAGUAUUGUAGCAGUAAUGUGGAGCGUUUAUAUUUGUAUUUAUGUAUUCCUUUAUUUGUGCAAAUUUGUUUGCUCCAAAGGCACCACAACAUGUAUCGGUCGUGUUUUUGAAUAAUCCCAAAACUUUUAGAUGGAGAUAAUGAUAUAGAUAAAAAAUCAAAUAGUAAAUGGUACUUAAAAUUCAACCUGUUUAAUAGUGGGAGAUUGUUUUUAUUGUGUAUUGCAAAUGUAAAGUAAUUUAAGAGAGAUUUUAUUUUGCAGAGUUUAUUGGUAUAAAGAAAUUGAAAAAUGAGUUUAGCUGCACUUCAAUGAAAUUUUGUUUUUCUGUUCUGUGUCUUUUUAUGUUUUUCCUCUCAGCUACUUUAAUUAACCUAAACUACAAUCACUGACUUAAUCAUUUUAGCCCAAAGAAACUUGUGUGAGAAAAAGGAUUUGAACUUACACAAAUUGGUCCUCUUACUCUUAAGGAUUAUUCAUAUUAAUCUUUAAUCAUUGAAAAAACCCAAAAGAUACACCUAUCUGUCAGAAGGUAACAGUUCGUAUAUUCCAUUUCUGCUUUUAGCCAAGUUAUGAAGCAACGAGGUCAUUAGCACUGCAAUUUCUGUACAUCAGCAGCAAAUCGCUUAGACCUGCAGGGUGUUAGUUACAAUGAUUCCCAAACAUUAGGCGGGAAUCUUUUCUUUUCUUUUUUUUUUUUGUUCUUUUGUUUACACACCACCUUUUAUACAAGAUACUUUUAUUUUUGAAUUGUUAAUUCCUCUGUCCUGUUUUCCAAGUUUGUGUCCUGGCAUGUGCUUUAUGAUGUGUUUGGGAUGACAGUUAAAAGAUGAAAAAUACCCAGAAAGGACUUAUUUUUGCUCAAAUAUUUAUUAUAAAUGCCUAUUCUAAAGAUGGA
Molecule: messenger RNA, 4480 nt
Organism: Oryzias latipes (Japanese medaka)
Lineage: Eukaryota; Metazoa; Chordata; Actinopteri; Beloniformes; Adrianichthyidae
Product: chromodomain Y like 2
Cellular component (GO): nucleus
Molecular function (GO): transcription corepressor activity
Source: RefSeq, a predicted model, not a curated record